AUUUUUUAAUUUAGAUAUGUUUUUCUUGUCGCGCACCAGCACAUCAUCACCGUUCACAAUUAGGUUUUGGCCAUUUCGCAACCGCGCUAAGCUCAUGUUGGCGGCUCUCCGAUCUCGCUGCUCUUCUCUCGUCACAUCACCACCGUCACCGUCACUUCUAAACCAGUCAUGGAAGCUAGGUUUUCCUGAUUCAAGCCGCGUCUUCGCUUCCUCUCCCUCUUUAUCUUCAGCCGCCGGCGCCUAUGAUCCCUCAGAGGUUCUUACGAUUCCCGAAGUGGAGAAGAUACUCGCCGACGUGAAAGCCGAUAACGUGAUUGUGAUUCCAACUCAAAAUCAGUCUUGCUGGGCCGAUGUCACGAUCAUCGCCACCGGAAGAUCUGACUGGCACUUGAAGAAUAUCGCCCAGGCUCUAAUCUACAGGGCCAAGCAAAAGCAGAUAGGAGCCAAACAUGUAAGGCUUCCUUCUGUGCAAGGUUACAAUAGCAAAUGGAUUGUCAUAGACUACGGUAAGUUUGUAGUCCAUGCACUUGAUGAGAAGGCCAGGGUUUAUUUCAAUUUGGAGAGCCUUUGGACUACUGAAGCAAAAGCUAGUGAUAAUUCAGAAAAGGAACUACAAACCGCUUUUGUAAAGGUCCGACCAAUAAACAACUCCAAAAAGAAACCGGCGGCUAAAGUGAGUUCUUGAUCCGGCAAAGCCACUGUCCGAUGGACGAACGAUUUGUCAUAAACAUCUCGAGAGUUACUAUAGUGUAUAAUCCUAGACGGGUUAAGAAUAGAGUUAUGUAUUUUCUAUUUCACUCACCGGCGCGGGUUUAUAGAGAAUAUGGUUUCACUGAAUUAAUCUAUUUGUUUGACGGAAUUAAUUUUCAACAAGCAAAAAUAUUAAUGGUAAUAAUGCAAAAACACGUUUCAUCGCCUUCUGUA
This is a messenger RNA of Thlaspi arvense, 924 nucleotides long. The record is from the annotation of a GenBank genome assembly. Lineage: Eukaryota; Viridiplantae; Streptophyta; Magnoliopsida; Brassicales; Brassicaceae.